Molecule: messenger RNA, 5870 nt
Organism: Sorex araneus (European shrew)
Lineage: Eukaryota; Metazoa; Chordata; Mammalia; Eulipotyphla; Soricidae
Gene: RBPJ
Product: recombination signal binding protein for immunoglobulin kappa J region
Exons: 12
Coding region: 409-1869 (486 amino acids)
Biological process (GO): Notch signaling pathway; regulation of transcription by RNA polymerase II
Cellular component (GO): nucleus; MAML1-RBP-Jkappa- ICN1 complex
Molecular function (GO): RNA polymerase II cis-regulatory region sequence-specific DNA binding; DNA-binding transcription activator activity, RNA polymerase II-specific
Source: RefSeq, a predicted model, not a curated record
GCGGCGGGCGGCUCCCGGCGGCGGCGGCGGCGAGGGGCCGAGGCGCGCGGGGGGGCCGGGCGGAACCGAGGAGUGAGGCGAGAAAAAAAAAAAAGAAAAAAGGAAAAAGAAAAAGGGAAGGGGCGGGGGAGGGAGCGAGCGAGCGAGAGCGAGGGAGCGAGGGCCCCGGGCUGGCGUCCGGGGGAAUCUCGCGAGGGUUGGAGUUUUGGCGAGAGUUUGUGGAAGAUGGCGCCUGUUGUGACAGGUCAUUGAAAUUAUGAGACUAUCAUUCAAAUGGAAGCAUUAUAGUUCUUCGGAACCAUUAUGAUCUCAAAAGGAAAGAAUGAUACAGAUACACUGGCUGAGGUGUGUUGAGGUGCAUCGAAGUGUUCCCAGCUGUGCCUUCCCUUAACAUGUUCUUGAAGUACCAUGGCGUGGAUUAAAAGAAAAUUUGGUGAGCGGCCUCCACCUAAAAGACUCACUAGGGAAGCCAUGAGAAAUUAUUUAAAAGAACGAGGCGAUCAAACAGUGCUUAUUCUUCAUGCAAAAGUUGCACAGAAGUCAUAUGGAAAUGAAAAACGGUUUUUUUGCCCUCCUCCUUGUGUAUAUCUUAUGGGCAGUGGAUGGAAGAAAAAAAAAGAACAAAUGGAACGUGAUGGUUGUUCUGAGCAAGAGUCUCAACCCUGUGCAUUUAUUGGAAUAGGAAAUAGUGACCAAGAAAUGCAGCAGCUGAACUUGGAAGGAAAGAAUUAUUGCACUGCCAAAACGUUGUACAUAUCUGACUCCGACAAGAGGAAGCACUUCAUGCUGUCCGUAAAGAUGUUCUACGGGAACAGCGACGACAUCGGUGUCUUCCUCAGCAAACGGAUAAAGGUCAUCUCCAAGCCUUCCAAAAAGAAGCAGUCAUUGAAAAAUGCUGACUUAUGCAUUGCCUCAGGAACAAAAGUGGCUCUCUUCAAUAGACUUCGAUCCCAGACAGUCAGUACCAGAUACUUGCAUGUAGAAGGAGGUAACUUCCAUGCCAGUUCUCAGCAGUGGGGAGCAUUUUACAUUCAUCUCUUGGAUGACGAUGAAUCAGAAGGUGAAGAGUUCACGGUCCGAGAUGGCUAUAUCCAUUAUGGGCAAACUGUCAAGCUUGUGUGUUCCGUGACUGGCAUGGCACUCCCCAGAUUGAUAAUUAGGAAAGUUGAUAAGCAGACGGCGCUACUGGAUGCAGAUGAUCCUGUGUCACAACUCCAUAAGUGUGCGUUUUACCUUAAGGAUACUGAAAGAAUGUACUUGUGCCUUUCUCAAGAGAGAAUAAUCCAGUUUCAGGCCACUCCAUGUCCAAAAGAACCAAAUAAAGAGAUGAUAAAUGAUGGAGCUUCCUGGACAAUCAUUAGUACGGAUAAGGCAGAGUAUACGUUUUAUGAGGGGAUGGGUCCCGUCCUCGCCCCAGUCACACCUGUGCCUGUCGUAGAGAGUCUUCAGUUGAAUGGCGGUGGGGAUGUAGCAAUGCUUGAGCUUACAGGACAGAAUUUCACUCCAAAUUUACGAGUGUGGUUUGGGGAUGUAGAAGCCGAAACGAUGUACAGGUGCGGAGAGAGCAUGCUCUGUGUUGUCCCAGACAUUUCUGCAUUCCGAGAAGGUUGGCGAUGGGUCCGGCAGCCUGUGCAGGUCCCAGUAACUUUGGUCCGCAAUGAUGGAAUCAUUUACUCCACCAGCCUUACCUUCACCUACACCCCCGAGCCCGGGCCGCGGCCACACUGCAGUGCAGCGGGAGCAAUCCUUCGAGCCAAUUCAAGCCAAGUGCCCCCUAAUGAAACAAACACAAACAGCGAGGGAAGUUACACAAACGUCAGCACAAAUGCAACCAGUGUCACAUCGUCCACAGCAACAGUGGUGUCCUAACUACCGUCUUUUUGCGAGGACUUAAACUGACUCUGGAGUGCCGUCGCGAAACGCUGACAGGAAAGAGAGAGAAAAAAAAGGAAAGAAUAAAGGAACAAUCUUUUGUGGUUUCUUGGGAAAACUUUUCAUACCAGGUGAUACUGUUCAAAACCCCAUUACCUGCAAGUGCUGAUUUGAAAUGCUGAAGCCACAGUAAAACAAAACAAACAUCAAAAUGUACGAACCGUUGGAAAAAUAAUAGAUUUUUUUUCGGCUGUUAUUUUGGUUGGUUUUUGUUUGAUUUUGUUUCAAUGGGCAAGAAAUAGAGAUGUGGCUGAAAUAAAGUUAAUCAAACUAGAAGACACAAAUCUAACAUUAGUUUUUAUGGACCAAGGAACUUGUAUAAGCUUUAGUAAAAGGUACAUUUUCACCAUACCUUUUUUUAUAUCCCAGUAUAUAGUAAACUUUUGUUACCAAAUAGGCCGUUCUCCCUGCCCUCCUUGGAGCUCUUGCUCUCCAGUACGUUCAGGUUCCGAGCCUGACCUUGCUUGUUGAAUCUGAUUACCGUAUUCUUCCAGGUUUGGUUUGGUUUUUUUGGUCAAAGGCUGGAACUGUUCUUUCUUUCUUUUUUUCUUUUCUUUUUUGUUUUUUUGCUGAAAUCUUACAACUUUACAUGAGUCAAACAUUGUUUGGAUUUCAGCAAGUUAAAUCUUGUAAAAGCCUACUUUUUUUUUUUUAAGAUUAUAUGAAGUCUGUGCAAAAGCUUUAAGAAAUGCCUCUGCCUUGCCUGCAAUACAUGCAAUGUUCGUUAACUUCGUCUCUAUCCUCAAACACUGUUGCUACUUAUUUCUGUUUUCCUUUUUUUUUUUAAAUGUAUUUAUAGUGGUAAUCCAAGAUGUUCUAACAUUUACAUGAAAUUAAAUGUGGCCGUUGAAUCCUUCACGAGUUAACGGCACAGAACAUGUUUGUACCUGAAGCGUUUCUCCCACUUUCCUGUGCGUAAAUGUGUCGACAUGCUCCAGGAUCUGUUCGGGUUUCCCCCUUCCCAAUCUUGUACAUAACUUGUAUUAUGUGUAAGUUAAGCAUUUUAUUUUGAACUUGGAAUGUUCCCAUUGAUUUCAUUCGGCAGGGUGUUUUCUGCCUUGUUGGCAAUGACAAAAAAAAGUAAAAAAAAAUCAUGAGAAGUAUUUUGCUGCCAGUUGGUAGUAGGUGCCCUUAUUGUAUAAUUAGGACUAUCUCAGCAAAGCAUGCUUUUAUUUUGUUUUAUGUUGGUAGCGUAGGCCAAAACGUCAUUGUAACUUUAAAACCAGACACUUUUAUUAGAUGACCAACUAAAAUGGCUGGAAGACAGUACACAGAAACAGGUGUAGUGAGAUUCUAAAAGUGCAAAUGUAACUUAUUUUUCCUUUUCUCACUCCCUGCACCCCGCCCCCUUUUCUGCCUUCACUUCAACACUUUUCCCAAAUGUCUGCCCAGAAAACAUUUCUUUUCCGUUCAGUUAAGAUUUGGUUGCGUUCAGGGUUGUGUCUUGGCCUUGCAUGCCGAGCUCGCCAGUCUUACGUUGCUUCAUUGCUGCACUUCACUUAUGCCUUUGUUCACUUUCUUAGAAAUUGCAGCAGACCCAUGGGCUACAUUUAGUACAGGAACUACAUGUGUGCUGUUGUAAGACACAGUCUAGUAGUACAAUCAUCCUCCUUAGAGUAAAGACUACCUCUAGAUUGUGGUAAGCUUUUACUGCCCCAUAAGACAGGAGCCACAAGUACCUUAUGAAUGCAAAACUGUAACACACCCGCACCCCACCCCCCACCCCCCAUCCCUUGUUUCCUUGCAGAACGUUUGUCUUUCUGUUGUUCUGGACUGUUUGAAAACAUCUCCAUCAGACUUGAGAAACAUUUAGUAGUUUUUCUUUUCAACUUUGCUCUCUCCCUUCAUUUUAUUCGUUUUGCUCAGACCAUGCCAUUGUAAAUAUACUUCCUGAUAUCUUUAAAUUGCUUUUCCCUCAGUUUCCAAGGGGGAAGUCAUUUGUAAAACACGUUAGUGGUUAAAUCCAAGUUAUUGUGCUUUUCUCUAACUGUACGCCUUUUUAAUUACUCACAGGCUGCAUUAUACUUAUAUAAAUAUAUAUAGCCUUCUCGCUCCAGAUCUGCUCCCAUCACUCGCCUCUCUCGUGAGCUAAUCCUGCCUCAGACUUUAAAUCUGUUUUAGUGGUCAAGGGCAGAACUCAUUGUGGCCUUAUCUUUCUUUGUUUUAACUGUUUACCGGCUUUUCCUGCAAACUUGCUUACUUCUGAGUAGUAUUUAUUCUUUUCUCUGUUGUGUCACGGAAGUAGUCUUUACACAGGGCGUUUUUGUUCAGUGUGUGGGAUUGUUUUCAAUGCUGCUUUACUUUUAAUGGGCCACAAAUUGUUUCCUCCACUUCCCAAGUUUGAUACUUACUUUAAAAGUUAUAUUAAAUUAACUUGUAACAGAUGAGAUGCUUUGGAAGAACAAAUUAUUCCUUAUCUGGCUUGGCAGCUCAAAAUAAAUCUUCAACGUUAUUAUGGCUUUAUUAAAAAAUGACAUUUACUUUUUUACUGUUUAACUGUUCUUUGUUUUUUGGGUUCUUUGUUUCCUUCAAUAAGAUAAUUGAAAUAUUAGACUAUGAUCCCUUUUUCUGUUUUCCAUGUCCAAAAAGUACAUGUGAAGGAAUUCACCCUCUUCAUAUUCUUCAUAUCACAAACUAAAGACUAAAAUGAUCAGUCUAUUCUACUUUUUUGUUGAUUAGCUGCUGAAAAAAAUCUUUUCCAUAGUUUUGUCCUGAUUUCAGUAUGAAUUCACAGGAGAUUGUGGCCCAGUUGUUGGAGCCCCCAGUCCCCUCCCCGCUUAGGGCGUGAAAAGCAGUGCGGGCCUUCCUUCCAGAGAGAAUGUUUAAACGAUGACCUCUUCCGUUAGGGAUUUGUUUUUCCCCCAGGGUUGAUUUUUUUUUUCUUUUUCCAAAUUAGAAAUAUACCAUAUGCUCCAUGGCUCUAUGCAAUGCCCAAAAAUAUGCCUCGCAGAUGAGUCUGUGAUCCAGUGUGGCUUCAUUCCCCCGCUGACUUGCUCACACAGCGUGGGAAGGCAAGCCAGGGCCCUGCGUGUGGAACCCCCUCUCGCUGGGAAUGAGUUCCUGGUGGACACGAGUGUCACACUACACCGGCUGCUUGCUUUUCUUCUUAGAUGGUGGCGAUUCAUGGGAUCCUCAUAGAGAAGUGUCAAUUCGUGAAAUAUUUGACCUCUUAAUACACAGACCUGUGUGCAGUCAGAACUGGUUAGGUUUUUGCUUUUUAAGAAAUGAAGUUGGGUCUGUCGGUGGCCUCACAGGAAAUUUCCAAUGCAGUUUUUUCUGGAACUUAAACUAACUAGCCAUGUUUAACCAGAUAAUACACGGGGUGGGGGGCGGGGUGUUGGGGAGGGGCUCUUUUUAAAAACAAAAUGCUAUUCAAUUAUUAACCAAGUUUCUUUUGAUUUCAAAAGCAGCUGUGUUUCUGACGAGUACUGAACAAAUGUGUGUAAUUUUCCGUGCCAGACUUUUGACUUUGUUUUCAAGCACUGUAAUGUGGGAUGGAUGAUUAGAAACAAUAAUAUAUUAGGGUUUCUACUUAACCCUUUCAGGACUGAACUGUGUAUCUCCUUUGAUUAAUUUUUCCCUGUGUUGUGAUGUUUGCCAGCAUUCAGUACUGUGUUGGUCCAGAUGUAGGUUUAUAUGCUCAUUUUUAGCUUAUUUCUUGUACCUUGCAGCAUGCUUUAUGCAUUCAGUCCUUAAGGGGUUUAUUUUACAAACUGUGCGCCUGUAAGGUUUAUUAGCAAUAAGAUAGAAAAUCGAGCAAGUUUAUACCAUAAUUUUGUAGAAAAAAGAAAAAGAAUCUGCUCAGUUCCAUAUUUCACCCCCUGAGAAACUUGCAAUAUGGGCAGUUUCAUGGAAUAAAUAAAAAAGAAAUGUAAACCAUUGUAAAAGUCUUCUGUUGGGUGUGCCUGCUGCAUGCAUCCCUGCCUUUGAUUUCAGAC